Messenger RNA from Neoarius graeffei (lesser salmon catfish), 2955 nucleotides. RefSeq names its product transient receptor potential cation channel subfamily V member 1-like. The record is from RefSeq and is a predicted model, not a curated record. The transcript has 16 exons. Gene Ontology annotation, molecular function: protein binding; calcium channel activity. Bases 1 to 2277 code for a protein of 758 amino acids. NCBI's taxonomy places the organism in Eukaryota, Metazoa, Chordata, Actinopteri, Siluriformes, Ariidae. Gene Ontology annotation, cellular component: membrane. Gene Ontology annotation, biological process: calcium ion import across plasma membrane.
AUGGCAUCCAUUCCUUUGGAGUUUGUUGACAAGAUAGAUGAGGAGAGGGAAAAGGACAAAGAAAUCAAAAAACGUGAUCGAGCAAUUGGCCAAGUACCAAUGGACACUGACCAUGAAGAGGACUUUGGUACUACUCCUUGCCAAAUCCAAAUCAACGAGUCUUUUUCUGAUAAAAUACAAGGGAUAGAACCCAACCCAGAUCAGCACAAGAGGUUUGACGUUAAGAUGCUUUUUGAAGCCGUGUCCAGUGGUGACAUCAGCAGGCUGGAGGGCCUGGAGGAGUAUCUGACUGAAAAUCGAAGGAAACUGACAAACAUUGUUUGUGAGUUCACUGGGAAGACAGUCCUGAUGAAGGCCCUGCUAAACCUGAAGAAUGAAGAUAGCAAAAUAGUGGAGCUCUUACUGGGUAUUGCAGAAAGAAAUAACGAACUUGAUGACUUAGUGAAUGCAGAAUUCACAGAUAUCUACUAUAAAGGACAGACAGCUCUUCAUAUAGCCAUUGAGAGAAGAAAGAAACGCUCUGUUGAGCUGCUCAUUCAGAAAGGGGCUAAUGUCGAGGCAAAGGCUUCUGGGAAAUUCUUCCAGCCACUUAGCGACACAUGUUUCUACUUUGGGGAGCUUCCACUUUCUCUGGCAGCGUGUACUAAUCAGAAAGACAUAGUGGACCUACUGAUGGAUAAAGCAGAUGUGAGGCGUACGGACACUCUGGGCAACACAGUUCUCCAUGCUCUUGUGAUGGUGGCUGAUAACAGCCCCGAAAAUACAGAUUUUGUCAAUUUCAUGUACGACUACAUUCUUACCAAAGAUGCUGCUCAGAAUCCCAACAAGAACAAGCUGGAGGACAUUGAGAACAAUCAGGGACUUACUUCCAUCAAGCUGGCUGCAAAGCUAGGAAAGAUUGGGUUGCUUCAACACAUUCUGAACCGCAACUUCCAGAAAAAAGAGUGCAGGCAUCUGUCCAGAAUGUUCACAGAGUGGGCAUAUGGCCCAGUGUGCAGUUCACUGUACGACCUGGACUCUAUAGACACCUACGAGCCAAAGUCUGUCCUAGAGAUAGUUGUUUAUGGCCCAGAGAUACCUAAUCGUCUUGAAAUGCUCCAGAUUGAGCCACUUAAUAAACUGCUGGAAGAUAAAUGGAACAGAUUUGCCAAAUGGAUAUUCCUCGUCAAGUUUAUUGUUUAUUUCAUAUAUGUCAUCAUCUUCACAGUUGUUUCUUAUCACCGUGAAGAAGGAAACAUUCAGCCUCAGGGGGACCUCCGCCCUACCGAACCACUGAACCCCCCUUUCGAGAAGGAGCUUCCAUUUCUAAUCGGGAAAAGUUGUUGCGGCUACCAGCUACUUGGUCAACUCAUCAUGGCUAUCGGAGCACUCUACAUCUUAGUUACUGUGUUGAUGGAUCUAUACAAAAAGCAACCAAGUCUGCAAACAAUGCUGGUUGAUUGCUAUUCUGACCUGCUUUUUCUAUUGCAGGCUGUGUUGUUUAUGAUCUGUGCGGGGCUGUAUUUCAAGGGAAUGCAGGCGUAUCUUGCCUUUCUGGUGCUCAGCUUGGUUCUGUGCUGGGUUAAUCUGCUCUCCUUCUCCAGAGGAACUCGACAUAUGGGCAUCUACAGAAUCAUGAUUCAGAGGAUAUUCCUUCAUGACAUCUUACACUUCCUCUUUGUCUACACUGUCUUCAUCAUUGGAUUUUCAGCAGCUCUGGUGACUCUACUCAAAAAUUCUAAUCCCAAGACAAAUAGAUCUUUCUUCCUAAGUGAUGAUAAUUCCAUCUCAUUCACCAUUAUGGAACUGUUUAAGAUCACUAUAGGCAUGGGCGGACCGGAGUUCAUAGAGAGCGAUGAGUAUAAAGAAGUAUUUUAUGUGCUGCUCAUAUCCUAUAUUGUGCUCACAUACAUUCUGCUCCUAAACAUGUUGAUUGCUCUCAUGAGCAAGACUGUGGACAACACGUAUGAGAAGAGCGCCAGCAUCUGGAAACUACAGCGUGCCAUUACCACCUUGGAUCUGGAGAGAUUUGCAUGCUGUCUGAAGAUGAAUUUGCGCUCAGGAGUGAGGAAGAAUCUAGGCAAAAAGAAGGAGGACUGGCGCUGGUGUCUCAGAGUGGAAGAAGUCAACUGGAAAAAAUGGAACCGUAACCUGGGCAGUAUCAGAGAGGAUCCUGGAGAAUUCAAGAAAGUAUCUUACAGAGAGCCCAGCAAGAACAAUGGCUUUCAAUGGAGGUCCAAACGGAAUAAAGUCCAGGCAGGGCAAGAGACCCAACCCCUGGCCUCCAGCCCAGUGUAAUGGAGCUGGAAAAAAUAUAUUUGAGCACUGAUCCAAGCUGUAAUUUAUCUUGUGCACAUAUCCAGUUGGGUUUUAAACUGUUUAUGCAAUUAUGAAAUAAUGGAGGCUUUAGGAAACUAUAAUGUGAGAGUACUUAAAGUUCAUCCUCCUGAGACUCUGCCUAUUCGUUUAUUUCCUCUGUAGUGGAUAUUUUGUUUUGCAUCUCUGCUUUUGCUUUCCAGUUUUUCAGGGUAGAAUGUUAACAAUUCCCUCUUCCUGUCUGUACAACAUUCCAAAAUGCACAUUUUAUAGAAACCAAAAGUAAUUUGUGUAACAUUAUUUGCUUAUUAUUAACAUGUUAUGAAGUGUGUAAUACGGUCUGAGAGCAGUUUAAUUGUGUAAGGACAAUAACACACAACAGACCAUGCUACUAUCUGAAAACAAUGCAGUGAUGGAUUGUGAGGUAUUGAACAGUGGUUAAGGCUCUGGGUUAUUCAACAGAAGGUCAGGGUUCAAGUUCCAGCACUGUUAAGCUGCCACUGUUGGGCCCUUGAGCAAGGCGCUUAACCCUCUCUACUCCAGGGACAUCAUAUCAUGGCUCUGACCCCCAUGGAUAUGUGAAGAAAAGAAAUUUGCUGUAAUGUAUAUGUGACAAAGGCUUCUUUUUUUCUUCUUAAUAAAGAUGCAAGUAUGUACAAA